CAGUUGGGUGGAAGACAGCUCCACUUUAAAGGGCUCAUCAGCCACUUUGCUGCCAUUGUCCCCUCCAGAAUGGGUGCUGGGAGGGCCCCCUGGGUGGUGGCCCUCCUAGUGAACCUCAUGAGGCCGGAUUCCUUCAUGUCUGAAGGCAGAGACCCCCCAGAGGACUUUGUGAUUCAGGCAAAGGCGGACUGUUACUUCACCAACGGGACAGAAGAGGUGCGCUUCCUGGUCCGGUUCAUCUUCAACCUGGAGGAGUACUUACAUUUUGACAGUGACCUGGGGGUGUUUGUGGCGCUGACGGAGCUAGGGGAGCCUGACGCCGAGCAGUGGAACAAACGCUGGGACCUCCUGGAGCAGAGCAGAGCCUCUGUGAACUUGGUCUGUAGGCAGAACUACAAGCUGGGGGCCCCCUUCACCGUGGAGAGAGAGGUGCCACCAGAGGUGACAGUGUUCCCGGAGAGGACCCCGCUGCUGCAGCAACACAACCUCCUGCUCUGCUCUGCGAGCGGCUUCUACCCUGGGGACAUAAAAGUCAGGUGGUUUCGGAAUGGACAGGAGGAGAGGUCUGGGGUCGCGUCCACUGGCCUCAUUAGGAACGGAGACUGGACUUUCCAGAUUACAGUAAUGCUGGAAGUGAUCCCAGAGCUCGGUGACAUCUACAGCUGCCUUGUGGAGCACCCCAGUCUCCAGAUCCCUGUUUCUGUGGAGUGGAUGGCUCAGUCUGAAUAUUCAUGGGAGAAGAUACUGAGUGGAGGUGUGGCAUUCCUGCUCGGGCUAAUUGUCUUCCUGGCGGGGGUGGUUACCCACCUCAAGGCUCGGAAAGCAUCUGUGGAGUUCCAGUCAGACCGUGAGGUCUGAAGAACUUCUCCACCUCAUCCCCAGUAAGAUCCUAGUGGAAGCUUCUCCCCAGAGUCUGAAGGAGUGUCAAAAGCCCGGGGCCUUGGGUUGGGUAAAGGACACUGUCUCUAGAGUCAAGAGAUGUGGUCAUGAAUCUUCUUCUCCGGUCCUUGUCCAUCCUGUCUGCAUUACAGUAGUCUCCAUUUCCAGGACACCGUCCAGAAAUUCCCUGAGGACCUAAUUCACUCCAGCCCCAAGUCGCCUUGGUCUCUGUGAUCUGAACCUAACACUGUGAGUGGGGGACCCCCUCCCUGCCUUUCUGUCCUCCCACCACAGCUUACGGUCUGGAAGACAGUCACUUCACAGUCCCUUGUAUUGUAAAGCAGGCACAGAUAACCGUAGGGGAUGCUUAAUUCAAUGACUUAUUUGAGGCAAAACCCCUGUAACCGCCAGCUCAGCAAGACACAGACGUUCGCAGUCUCUGUGGAAGUUGUCAUGCGCCUUGGCCAAUAACCACCCGCAGGUACACGCUGUACAUGUGGGGACUUUUUUUCCUAACAGCCUCUCAGCAAAGUGUACCUUUCUGAGUCCCACACUCCAUUGUCUUUGUUGUCUCUUAGACUCCCAGAUGCUUUACUUCAUCCUUUCUUUCUGUUAAGAUUCAAUUUGUUGCGCCGCCCGUGGCGAAGAGUUUCCCACACUUGGAUUUUUGUUUCCUGCACACACAUGGCCCCAUCCAGCACGUUCUUUUGCCCUUUAUGUUUUCUGUAAGUUAGCGCCUGAUGCGGAGGUGAGGGUCAGGCUGUUUUGACUCUUUUGGCGUCUACAGGAGGCCAUGCCUUUAUCUGUAGUCACAUUUUUACCUCCUCAUCUCUCUUUCCAUGUUACAAUAACCAUUGACGCUAAUUGCUCAGGUCUGGGAAUUUGUCAGGGACUGCUACAUUGUGACAGUCCACUUCUAGGGUUAUUUCCCUCAUUUGCUUAUUGUGUGUUGUUUGCUCUGCUCGCUGUUAUUUUGCACUCAAAGCUCAAAGUCUACGGAGGGAAAACUGUGGGUGUCUUGCAGUGAUCCCAGCCUGCACUGGAGUUGCUGUUGUGUUCACUGACGCACACUUCUAAAACAAAGAGCUCGCUUCACUUGGUGGCACAACGAAAUUCACUGGCUCCCCUAAGUCUUGAUACCCGAGCAACAGCCUUUUAAAUAAUUUGACAAAGUUGGGAGUAUUGCUGUUGUCUGCCGACGGGAAGGCAGCUGUAAAAACUGCUUGAGUUGUGAGUGGAACAGCACACUCCCUUCAAUAAACCAUCAUUUUGUUGUCAAAGAAAA
This is a messenger RNA of Mesocricetus auratus (golden hamster), 2164 nucleotides long. RefSeq names its product HLA class II histocompatibility antigen, DO beta chain. Lineage: Eukaryota; Metazoa; Chordata; Mammalia; Rodentia; Cricetidae. The record is from RefSeq and is a predicted model, not a curated record. Gene Ontology annotation, biological process: immune response; immunoglobulin production involved in immunoglobulin-mediated immune response; positive regulation of T cell activation. Gene Ontology annotation, molecular function: MHC class II protein complex binding. Gene Ontology annotation, cellular component: MHC class II protein complex; membrane. The coding region runs from base 70 to 858 and encodes 262 amino acids. The transcript has 6 exons.